CUAAAGCAGAGUAAAGAAAGGCUGAACGAGCAGCGUGCCAGAUGAAAACAGCUUUAAUAAAGUAACGCAGAGCAUUUUAUUGUAAGUAACGGGAACGGCGUUAUAACGAUGUAAAAAGUAAUUAGUUAGAUUACUCGUUACUAAAAAAAGUAACGCCGUUUAUUUCUAACGCCGUUAUUCCCAUCACUGCUGGCAGGAUAGAAAGGUUUACAGUCUUUCUUUGCAAAAUGGAAAGACUAAUUUGCGAAUAACACGGUGAGGAGUAGUAGUAAUAAUAAUAGGAAAAAGCAGCCUAAGUUUCUGAUUGGCUGAUGGAGAGGAACGUCAUCGAACUGCGACAGCGCGCCUUUCUUUGUCAUAGCAUAACUGGUAGAAUAAAAGGUUUACAGUCUUUCUUUGCAAAAUGGAAAGACUUCUUUGCGAACGACACGGUAACAUUUGCUUUCUGAAGACUGGUGUGAAGGAAGGACCGAAUAAGGGUAAAAGUUUCUAUGUUUGCACCGGGCGGGAUGCGACACCGUGUGAUUUCACACAGGCUGCUGAUCUUCCACCUUCUCACUGUCUCCGCCAUGAAGAUGUGCUGGUUGAACUGCAGAUGUUGAGUCACAGUGCAGCACAGGGCACUUACAGGCUGUUCUAUCGCUGUGUAGUAGGAAAGAAAGAGGGACAGAAGUGGUGUGGGAGUGUUCCAUGGACAGAGACAGGCAGUAAGAAGAAUCUUUUUUCAGAGGACAAAAAACAGCCUUCCAGUCUGCCGCCUGUUAGAAAUCCUUUCAAAGCCCCUGGAAAAGCAGACAAAAGCUCAGAGUGGAAAAAGAUUCGAGAAGGAGAGACAGGUAAAGGAGAGGUAAAGACAUUGGAAAAGUCUGUAGAAAGUGAGAGCGCCAAGACAAGCAACAAUGAUGACAUUUGCCAAAAGAAAUCAGAGAAAGAAUCUGAUGGCCCAAGAAGCUUGGAUGGUGCAAACACCAGGGAGGGAGAAGCGACGAGUUGUGCACAUUCUGAAUCCUGGAGAGACAAAAAACUUCCUCAUGGAAUGAAGAUAAAGAAGCGAUCAUCUGAUGAGGACAAGAAAUUGCACAGCAGUAGUGAAGUGACUGCGAAAGGAGCAGAUGAUGCUCAGGGUUCUAAUAGUAGCAGUAAAUGUGAGCGUGUCGACGAACAGCAAACUGGGAAAAAGACUAAAUCACAGAACCCAAAAAGCCAUGAUGAUGAGGAGAGAGCAGCUCCACAGCAAAACGCUAAACAAAAAACUGAGGGACGCAGUCCUCAUUUAACUUCUAGGAAGACCUCUACAUCAAAUACAGACCCUCAGUCAGACAAUAUUCCAAAAAAUACUCCAAAAAACGACAGUCAGGCCAGCCCAUGUUCAACAUUAGAAGGUGUUUCAGCUUCACUGAAGCCUGUUAUAAAUAAUGCCCAGAAGAAAACAGUAAAAUCACCCUUUGGAGACUGGAGUGAUGAUGAUGAUGUCCAGUUGGUGUCAGUUCAGCCAAGCUCUCAGCAGAUUUCAGUUCCAGCUGCACCUUUGCAGAAAACCCUUACCUCAUACCCAGGCUUCCAGCUAAUGUCAAAGGGCAAAAGUCAAGAGGAUCCCAGAGCACUUCACAAUCAGCUUACGGCCCAGCUUAAACAAAAGAAGGCCACUCUGUCCGUGGUUAAUAUGUCUGCUCUGCCUGAUAAAGGAGAGAGGCUGAAGAGCCAAGUGAAGGAUCUAGAAGAGGCUCUGGAGGCUUUAAGUCUGACCAGUGUUGCUCUUACUGGUUCUCAAGAUGCAGACAGUGAUGCCCAGCAGAAUCCCAAACCCCAUCAUUCCAGUCCUUUUAACCGUGCAGGGGGCACUGUUCUCCUGGCAGAGGCUCCAGUCCAUUUCCAGCCAAGCUCCUCUACUAGCUCACUGGGACUGCAGCUGAGUCAGGGUUACUCACAGACGUAUGGAGUGCAUCCUCAAAAUCAGGCCUUCUAUGGUGGCAGGAUGACCGAGGACAGACUGCUCGCUGUGCGCAAUGCCACAACAGAGGUGAUUGACCACCUCCACCAUUCACUGGAGUCUUGCCCUUCUACAGACACAGAGGCACAGGAUCCCAAAGGGUUGAAGGUCCAGUUGUUGCCUCAUCAGAGAAGAGCCCUGGCCUGGCUGCUAUGGAGAGAAACCCAAAAACCCUGUGGAGGUAUUCUGGCGGAUGACAUGGGUCUGGGGAAAACCCUCACCAUGAUUGCUCUCAUUCUGUCCCAAAAGAAGAAGGAAGAGAAGGACCCUCAGCUAGAGGGAUGGAUCUCUAAAACUGACUCGUCUUUGGUGGCAUCCCAGGGAACACUAAUCAUCUGUCCUGCCUCUCUGGUGCAUCACUGGAAGAAGGAGAUAGAGAGGCAUGUGAAGAGCAGUCGCCUGAGCGUGUAUCUGUACCAUGGGCCUAACCGACAGAGGAGUGCAAGCAUAUUGGCUGAACAUGAUGUGGUGAUCACCACAUACAGCCUGGUUUCUAAAGAGAUCCCAGUUCAGAAAGAGGAUGCUGAAAAGCCCGGUCAGGACUCUGAGCCUGUGGGUUCAGAGCUGCCUCUUCUCCUGCGUGUAGCCUGGGCUCGUGUGGUUCUUGAUGAGGCCCACAACAUCAAGAACCCUAAAGUGCAGACCUCCAUGGCUGUGUGUAAGCUGCGGGCCAAGGCACACUGGGCCGUCACUGGUACCCCCAUCCAGAACAACCUGCUGGAUAUGUACUCGCUGCUGAAGUUUUUGAGGUGCUCUCCAUUUGAUGAAUACAAGCUGUGGAAGGCUCAGGUAGAUAACGGAUCUAAGAGAGGAGGAGAGCGGCUUAACGUUCUCACCAGGUCUCUGUUGCUGCGGAGGACCAAAGACCAGCUGGACUCUACAGGCAAGCCUCUGGUGUCUUUGCCCGCACGAAGCUGUAAAGUUCACAGGGUAAAACUGUCUGAGGAUGAGCAGUCUGUUUACGAUGUGGUGUUUGCACAGUCCAGGUCAACCCUCCAGUCCUAUCUGAAGAGACAUGAGGGAGGAGACGCAAAACAAGGAGAUGGAGCCAAUCCCUUUGAGAAAGUCGCGCAGGAGUUUGGAAUGUCCCAGCAGGGUUCUAUGUCGUCUUCUCAGCAACCUCAGGUUUCCAGCACCAUCCACAUCCUGUCCUUGUUGCUGCGCCUCAGACAGUGCUGCUGCCACCUGUCCCUGCUGAAGAAGACGCUGGAUCAGUCGGAGCUGCAGGGAGACGGGAUUGCUCUGUCACUGGAAGAGCAGCUCUGCGCUCUGUCUUUGUCCGAAUCCUCUGACUCGGACCCCAAAGCCACAGUUUCCCUCAACGGCAGCCGCUUCCCCGUUGAGUUUUUUGAGGAGAGCCAACAAAGCACCAAGAUUUCAGCAGUCCUCACGGAGUUAAAAGACAUUCGUGAGAAAAAUCAGAAAAGUGUGAUUGUGUCCCAGUGGACGAGCAUGCUGCACAUUGUAGCCGUUCACUUGAAGAAGCUGCAUCUGCACUUCAGUGUCAUAGAUGGUACAGUGAACCCUAAGCGACGCAUGGACCUGGUGGAUGAAUUUAACACUAACCCUAAAGGACCACAGGUAAUGCUCGUGUCCUUAUGUGCUGGAGGAGUGGGUAUUAAUCUGACUGGUGGAAAUCAUCUCUUCCUCAUAGACAUGCACUGGAACCCUGCGCUGGAAGACCAAGCCUGUGACAGAAUCUACAGAGUGGGACAACACCGUGAUGUCACCAUUCACAAGUUUGUGUGUGAGGGUACAGUAGAGGAUAAGAUCUCCUCUCUGCAAGAGAAGAAGAAGGAGCUGGCCCAGAAAGUCCUGUCUGGAACUGGAUCCUCUUUCACCAAGCUUUCGUUAGCAGACCUGAGGGUUAUUUUUGGUGUGUAAUAUAUGACAUGGCUACAAUCACCUUGUUAGAUUGUUGGGUUAUGGUAUGUCUUGCACUUUUAUCAAUGCCUUAUCCAUGUUUGAUUGCCUUAUACCAGUGCCUGAACUGUAAGAUGUGGUUUUUUUUAUUAUUAUUAAUAAAUAUAUUAUCCUGACUGAAACAAUAAUAAAUCGCUGGUUCUCAGUUCCAAACUAGAGGACCACAUGGACACACGAA
Messenger RNA from Neoarius graeffei (lesser salmon catfish), 4091 nucleotides. RefSeq names its product transcription termination factor, RNA polymerase II (gene ttf2). The record is from RefSeq and is a predicted model, not a curated record. The coding region runs from base 404 to 3874 and encodes 1156 amino acids. The transcript is spliced from 23 exons. Gene Ontology annotation, molecular function: ATP binding; ATP-dependent chromatin remodeler activity; zinc ion binding. Lineage: Eukaryota; Metazoa; Chordata; Actinopteri; Siluriformes; Ariidae.